CUAGAAUGUGAAGUGUGUGAGAAAGCAAAAUUUCUUUGUUUGGUAUUGUUAGUUUUUGCGAUGUGGAAUGCUGAUGAUAGAACUCAACUCAACAAAGUAGAAAAUGUAUUUUUUUGCCUUGUUUAAGGGUAAGAUGAGGUGGCAUUACACAAUAGCAAAGCUGUAAUAUAUUGUGAAGGCCACUUUAUGCAACAAAGAUGGGGCAAUGUCACAUUUCCAUCUUUGUUGUUAAUAAAUGAAUAAAUCUCAAGGUUUGUGAAAAAGGAAUUGCUUAGUGGUAUGGGUUCUAGAGACAAUUGGGCCCCAUUCUUUUCUUUUCUUUUCUGCUUUUGGUCCCCCUAAUCCCGUGAAGUGGGCUUGAGCUUGGGCUUGGGCUUUUUGUUUAGCUUUUCGGCUUUUCCACUUCCGCUUUAUAUCAGCUACUCCACUUCCUAGCCUUGGCCGUGAUUCGAUUUGAGAAAUUCAUCAGAUUCACAAAGCUCCGUCUUCCCCAGCCGCCACUGACCCUCAAUAAAUCUAUCGCCGCCGCCGCGACGGCACGAGACGGAGAAAAAAAAGGCACGAUGAGGCUACUGACUCACAACAUGCUCUCCUCCAACAUCAAGGGAGUCGUCAACGGCUUCCCGCUCCGAAUCGAGGCCGAGAAAGUGAUCCAUAAGGAAGUCGAUCUCAACCCGGACUUCCUCCGAAACAUCUUCUCCAAGAUCGAGUGGAGAGCCCUCUCCGACGCCGCCAGGUCCCUGGGCUACGCCGAGCUGCCGGAGGAGGCGGAGGAGUCGAUGCUGGACUCCGAUGAGUUCCUGGGCAAAUUCCACCACGCGCUUCUGGAGAUCCAUCUCGAGGAAGGGGCGUUGGUCUGCCCGGAGACCGGCCGGAAAUUCUCGGUGAGUAAAGGAAUCCCCAAUAUGCUUCUCCACGAGGACGAGGUAUGAAAAAUCCCCCCCGCGGCGGCGAAUGGUUUAUGUUCUUAGAAAGAUUUCGUCUAGGGUUUUCCCCCCCUGUGUUUUGGUUUUAGGAUUAGGGUUUUAUUCGCAUGGCUGUAUGGGAUUGAAGUUACCAUUUUUCCCUGUGGAGAGGAGAAAUCAUAUCAUAUUCCCUUGUUUUGAUCGUGAGUUUUGGGUUAACUUUGUUUCGCCACUCAAUCAGCUAAUUCCUGUAAUCGCCAUGAGAGUGAAACCACAAUGUCUUGCAAGUUGCAAGCAUUCUAUACGUUGGAAGAAAGUUAAUUUUGCCUCCAUUGAGAUUGAUCUGUGAAGGAGAAAGAAAGCUUUCCUAGAUUG
Messenger RNA from Linum trigynum, 1280 nucleotides. The record is from the annotation of a GenBank genome assembly. Lineage: Eukaryota; Viridiplantae; Streptophyta; Magnoliopsida; Malpighiales; Linaceae.